Solanum verrucosum is the source of this 572-nucleotide messenger RNA. Its product is annotated as phospholipase A2-alpha-like. The transcript has 4 exons. The annotation marks the transcript as partial. Gene Ontology annotation, molecular function: A2-type glycerophospholipase activity; calcium ion binding. Lineage: Eukaryota; Viridiplantae; Streptophyta; Magnoliopsida; Solanales; Solanaceae. The record is from RefSeq and is a predicted model, not a curated record. Gene Ontology annotation, biological process: phospholipid metabolic process; lipid catabolic process; arachidonate secretion.
CUUGUAGAGAAAUCCGCGGCGUUUUACCUUGAAUAUAAUCUUGAUGAACUUGAAUUUGAUCUUGAGUUGUACUUAAAUUCAAGGGCUUUUGAGCUUGUUCUUGAAUCUGGAAAAAAAUGCAGUAGAACAUGUGAAUCAAAGUUUUGUGCAGUUCCUCCAUUCCUAAGAUAUGGCAAGUAUUGUGGAAUUAUGUAUAGUGGAUGUCCAGGGGAACAACCAUGUGAUGGACUUGAUGCUUGUUGUAUGAAACAUGAUCUAUGUAUACAACACAAAGACAAUAAUUAUCUAAAUUUGGAGUGCAAUGAGAACUUCUUGAGUUGUGUAGCUAAGUUCACAAAAUCAGGAUCUCCAACAUUCAAAGAAAAUACAUGUUCAAUUACUACUGUUGUUAGAGUAAUCACUGAUGUUAUUGAUGCUGCUGUUGCUGCUGGGAAAAUUUUCAAGAAACCAUAGUAUUUUUUAAAACCAUUUUUAAUUUUUCUAACUUUUUUUUUUUUUUUACAUUUGAAGAAAAUUGUUGUUAUCAUUGUGCUUGAAAUUUCUAUGGGGACCAAAUUAAAUGUCUAGAUGUA